AUGCAAGUCGUUGAACACUCUUCAACAACCAUCUCUUUCUCCUCGGAAGACGCUCAAGACAUUCAGAUGCCCCAUGAUGAUGCCCUCGUCAUCGAGGCCAUCAUCCACAACUAUAAGGUAAAGAAGGUCUUAGUGGACGAUGGAAGCAAAGUGAAUCUGCUGCCCUAUCGAGUCUACCAGCAGAUGGGUAUUCCUGAAGAGCAAUUAAUCCGAGACCAGGCCCCGAUUAAAGGGAUAGGAGGAACGCCAGUGACGGUGGAAGGAAAAGUAAAGCUAGCUCUUACUCUGGGAGAAGCCCCAAGGACUCGCACCCAUCAUGCAGUGUUUCUGGUAGCUAAACUCCCCCUGAGCUAUAAUGCGAUCCUGGGAAGACUUGUGUUGUUUGAUUUUGAGGCUGUCACCAGUAUCAGAUACUUAGCAAUGAAAUUCCCCACAGAAGCAGGGGUGGGAACAGUUCAGGGAAGCCAAAAGGAAGCAAGGGCAGUGUAUCUGGCUACCGUAGCGGAGCUGAGCUCAGCAGAGAAAAGGAUGGAUUCAGAAGUCCUGGAGGUCCGAGAUGAGAAAACAGAGGCCAAGACAGAGCCGGUGGGGGAGUUGGAGACUUUCUCCUUGUCAGAAGCGGAAACCGACAAAGCCUUCAGUCUCAACGCCGGCCUCACCAAGGAGCAGAAAGCCGAGGUGAUGUCCUUGAUUCGAGGUCAUGCAUCAAGCUUCGCUUGGAAGCCUUCGGACAUGCCCGGAAUUGACCCCGGGGUGAUGGCCCAUAGAUUGAAUGUCCUCCCUGAAGUCAGACCGGUAAAGCAGAAAAAAAGGGUAGUAGGAAGGGAGAAGCAGCAGGCCACCAAGGAGGAAGUACAGAAGUUAGAGGAGACAGGCUUUAUUAGAGAAGUUAUGUCGGACGAAGAGAAGACCUCAUUCAUAACCGAAGAUGGGACUUACUGUUAUAGAGCUAUGCCUUUCGGGCUGAAAAACGCUGGGGCAACCUACCAAAGACUGAUGAAUAAAAUCUUCAAGAAUCAAAUUGGCAGAAAUGUCGAGGUGUAUGUGGAUGAUAUGGUGGUGAAAAGCCUAACCUUCCAACAGCAUAUGGUAGAUUUGAAGGAGGUAUUUGGGGUACUAGAUCAGUAUAGAAUGAAGCUGAAUCCUGCAAAGUGCGCUUUCUUCAUUAGAGGAGGAAAAUUCCUGGGAUACAUGGUAAGUGGGAAAGGUAUUGAGCCCAACCCGGAAAAAGUAGAAGCUAUACUGAAUAUGGCAGAACCAACCUGCGCAGUUAGCGCCGUACUAGUAAGGGUGGAAGGAGGAGAGCAGAAGCCUGUGUUCUAUGCCAGCAAGGUGCUCAAAGAUGCCGAGGUCAGAUAUCUGAAUAUUGAAAAAAUAGCGUAUGCUCUACUGCUGGCAGUCCGGAAGUUUAGGGUUUACCUGGAAAGCCACCAAGGAGUUGUCAUGACAGAUCAACCCCUGAAGAAGAUCUUACAUAGACCGGAGACUUCAGGUCGGAUGUUAGCUUGGUCUGUAGAGAUCGGUCCUUAUUGCCUAGAGUAUCGACCUCGGACAACUAUAAAGUCUCAGGCCCUCGCUGACUUCAUAGCGGAGUGCACAUUCGAUGAGAAACAAGGAGAAUCAUCCUCAGAAGCGUCGAGGAAAGAAAGAAAGGAAGAACUCUCCCAUAAUUUCAAUUGGAAGUUAUAUGUAGACGGGGCUUCAGGCGUUGGAGGCAGCGGCGCUGGAGUAAUGCUUAAGGGGCCCGGGGAGUUCAAGGUUUGCUACGCCCUACGUUUGGGAUUCAAAGCCUCCAAUAAUGUAGCAGAGUAUGAAGCUCUAAUAAACGGAAUGCUGGUCGCAAUAGAAGUGGGGGCAACUGACCUCGAGGUGAAUAGCGACUCACAACUAGUAAUCAAUCAAGUAACUGGGGCAUAUCAGGCCAGGGAUCCAACCAUGCAGAAUUACCUAGCAAAGGUGAAAGCAAUAGAGGCCGAGCUCACGGAUCGAGGAGUUGUUGUCAAAUUUCAAAGAAUACCUCGAGAAGAAAAUGAAGAAGCAGACCUGCUCAGUCGGUUAACCGAAGAAGAAUUGGAACAGCUCCCUGAUGAGGCAGAACAAACCCAGACUUGGAUGACCCCGUACCUGGAAUAUUUAGAGAAAGGAAAGCUCCCCGAAAACAAGGACGAAGCAAGAAAGAUAGCCGCCUGA
Molecule: messenger RNA, 2190 nt
Organism: Manihot esculenta (cassava)
Lineage: Eukaryota; Viridiplantae; Streptophyta; Magnoliopsida; Malpighiales; Euphorbiaceae
Exons: 4
Coding region: 1-2190 (729 amino acids)
Molecular function (GO): RNA-DNA hybrid ribonuclease activity; nucleic acid binding
Source: RefSeq, a predicted model, not a curated record